Molecule: messenger RNA, 16078 nt
Organism: Gadus macrocephalus (Pacific cod)
Lineage: Eukaryota; Metazoa; Chordata; Actinopteri; Gadiformes; Gadidae
Gene: akap9
Product: A kinase (PRKA) anchor protein 9
Exons: 52
Coding region: 219-15500 (5093 amino acids)
Biological process (GO): signal transduction
Molecular function (GO): molecular adaptor activity
Source: RefSeq, a predicted model, not a curated record
CAGCCAGUCUCAUGUUUACGUGGAAAACAUGGCGGCCGGGUUGCGCUGACAUCGCGGAGCUAGCCGCUAGUAUUGGGACUCCCUCGCACACCCUAGGAGGUUUCACUCCAUGGAACAGGCUUUCGGACCAGAGGGUCUCGUAACAAGCAUUUAGUAGUAUUGUUGUGUCUUCUUAUGAAGCAAUUCCCCGUCCUGUUUCAGCAACCGGGACAACCGAAAUGGAAGACGAAGAGAGGCAAAAGAAGCUAGAGGCCGGCAAGGCAAAGCUGGCGGAGUACCGGCAGCGCAAGGCCCACGCCGACUCCCAGAAGAGACAGAAGAAGAAGAAGAAGAGGAGGCUGGACAAGGAAGAGGAGCCGGCCGGGGAGGACGUGCACCAGGGGAGGGACGCCCGUAAGGUCCUCCCAGGGGAGAUGGAGGAGGAGGAGGAGGAGGGGGAGGAAGGAGGGGCGGAGCAUGAAGAACAGCCGGCGCCGGGGGAGGAGCUUCCCGAAGGGGGUGGAGUCAGGGGGGAUCCUGACAUUCCCAACACGACGGAGCUGACGUUCUCUAGGACCCUGCGGCGCGGCGAGACGGUCAAGCACGACCAGACCUACACCAUCGAGCCAGAAAGCGAGGUCUCCACCACCGCCGACGACUUCUCCUCCGAGGUCAAUGGCUGCCAUGUGACGACAGUGAACCUCAUGACGUCUUCUGAGGAAUUUAUCUGGGAGGAGGUGGACGCGCUGCACCUGAUGACCAAGGAGGCCAAGAUGGACGACAUGGAGGACGAGCUGGCCGCCAAGACCCAGGCAGUGGAGGAGCUGAGCCGCGAGCUGGAGGAGAUCAGGGCCUGCUUUGGCAGCGAGGGGAUCCACCAGCUGCAGGACUUUGAGGCGGCUCUGAAGCAGAGGGACGGCAUCAUCACCCAGCUCACCUCCAACCUGCAGCAGGCCAGGGACGAGAAGGAGGACAUCAUGAGGGAGUUCCUGCAGAUGACUGAGCAGAGCCAGAAGCUGCACAUCCAGUUCCAACAGCUGCAGGCCGGGGAGACCCUGAGGAACACCACCCACAGCAGCACGGCAGCGGACCUCCUGCAGGCCCGCCAGCAGAUGGUCCAGUACCAGCAGCAGCUGGAGGACCUGGGAGCCCAGGUCCGGAGCAGGAAGGAACACCUGCUGGGGGUCUCCGACCUGGAGCACAGACUCAGCCAGAUGGAGACGGCUGGCCGAAGUUCGGAGGAGACAUUUGCACAGAAGCUGAGUGAGAAAGACUCGUUGAUAGCGGAACAGGAACACCUGAUAUCGGGCCAGGAGCAGUUAUUGGCCGACCUGAAAGCUCAGCUCGCACUUUCGUCGAGGGCUAGCGAGGAAUCGUUUGCCCACUCGCUCAGAGAGAAGGACCUACUGAUCUCGAAGCAGAAUGCAAUAAUCUCAGAGCACGAGAGGUCUCUUUCCCUGCUUCGCGAUGAGCUGACCCAGGUAGCAAGGAGCGGCUCCCCGACGGACGCCCAGAGCCAGAACGAGAAAGAUGCGCGCAUCGCAGAGCAGGCGAGGGUCGUCUCAGAGCAGGAACGCUCUCUUGCUCACCUCGAGGAGCAGCUGAAGUCCUCGGAGAAGCGCCUGAAUGAACUUUGCCUUGUGAAGGAUCAGGCGCUCGAGAGCUGCCAGGGGGAGCUGGAGAGCACCAGGGUGGAUCUGGAACGCUGCAAGAGUGGGCGGGACGAUUCCGAGGUGGAACUAGAGAACGGGGUGAGAGAGUUGGAACGCUGUAAAGAUCAACUACUGAAUUUCACGGUGGAAAUGGAGAAAGGGCAGACGGAGUUGAAAAGCUCCAAGGAUGAAUUUGCGAAUUCCAAAUUAGAAUUUGAGAAAAGAAUCAUAGAUCUGGAAAGCUACAAGAAAGAACUUGAGAAUUCCAAAUCAGAACUCCAGACGGAGUUGAAAAGCUCUCGCGACGAAUCGCAGGAUUCCAAAUCGGCGCUGGAGAAGGGGACGAGGGAGCUGGAGAGCUGCAAAGAGGAGCUCGCCGCCUCCCGACAGAAGGAGCGCACGUCGUCCGGCGAGGUCAUGCAGCUCAUGGGCACCGUGGAAGACCUCCAGAGGCGCUGCCACCAGGGCAGCCUGUCGGAGGGCGACGUGGUCCAGCGGAUGGAGGAGGAGUCCCUGCGCAAGCUGGAGCGCCUCAGGGCGGAGCUGGACGAGAUGUACGGCCAGCAGAUCGUCCAGAUGAAGCAGGAGCUCCAGCUGCAGCACGCGGCGGCGGUGGAGCGGCUCAGCCGACAACACGGGGCUGAGCUCGACGCCCUGAGGGCCCAGGAGGAACGGCGACGCCUCGACGUCGAAGAGCGUGACGCCAAGUUGGCCGACCUGCAGGAGACCCUGCAGGAGUCGCAGGCUGCGCACGGGAGAGCGCAGGACGAGCUCCACGGGCUGGCGCAGGAGAAGCUCGGCCUGCAGGCUCAGGUGGAGGAUCUUCUCCGAGACCUGCGGCAGGCUAAAGACGUGGCGGACAAGGCCUCGCACAACCUCACGCUCAGCAAGGGGAGCAGGCAGACGGAGCUGCAGCACCUGCAGCGCAUCAGCGACGGCCUCCGGUGCCAGCUGGAGGCGGCCGAGGAGGCGGCGCUGGAGGUCGAGGCCAAGCACGAGUCGGAGGUGACCAACUACAAGAUCAAGCUGGAGAUGCUGGAGCGGGAGAAGGACGCCGUGCUGGACCGCAUGGCCCAGUCGCAGGAGGCGGAGCUGGAGAGGCUCAGGACCCAGCUGCUCUUCAGCCACGAGGAGGAGCUGAUCCUGCUCAGGGAGGACCUGCGGCGGGAGAGCUUCCUCAACACGGAGAACCUUCUGAACGAGGCGUCCGUCAGGCGGGAGCGGGCCCUGGAGGAGCUGCGGGCCACGUACGAGGAGGAGCUGGGCUCUCUGGGGAAGGAGACGGCGGUGUUCGCCACGGAGCGCGCCGAGCUCCUGGAGCAGAUCCUGGCGCUGAAGGGGGACUUGAAGGCGGCGCAGAGCAGCUCCAGGGCGGAGGAGUUGGUGCAGCAGCUGCAGGAGCUCCAGGCGGAGGUGGUGGAGUUGAGGCAAGGGGCGGAGCAAAGGGGUAAAGUGGAGAGGGAGUACAAGGCACUACUGACCCAGGUCGAGACACUGGAGAACGAGGCGAGGGAGCAGGAGGACGGUUGGAGGAGCAAACUUGAAGAGAAGGAGUCUGAAAAACGGAUGUUGAACGAAUCCAACACUGUUUUGAAAAAAGAGAUUGACCUGGCGACUGAAACGGUGCAGUCUCUCACUUUAGAGAGCAAUCAGAAGGUGCAGGAAUUGGCCGAGCUCAGGGACCAGAUUGAGAAGCAGCGCACAACUUAUUCCUUCGCCGAGAGGAACUUUGAGGUGAACUUUCAAGAGCUGAAGGGGGAGUACACCUGCCUCAUUCAGGCCAAGACACAGCUGGAGGAGCGGACACUGAAGGAGACACUCGAGUUUGAGGCGAAGAUCGCCAGCCUGCAAUCUCAAGUUCGGGAGCUGAAGGAGGGGGAGGAGGAGGAGGAGAGCGGCAGACGGGUCAAGAGGGGGGGCCGCGGAGACAGAGCCACCGCGCCGAUGGAAAAAGACACUACUGAAUUAAUGGAGAAGCUCAACGCCAUCUCCAACGAGAAGGAGAGCCUGACCGCUCGGCUCUCCGACGUCACGGACAAGCUGAGCUUUUCCGAAGGCAAGCUGGAGCGACUGAAGGGGGAGCUCUUGGAGAUCCACCAGGAACACGGGAAGGUCCUCGCCCUGAACAAGAGCCUCGCCGCGGGGCUGGAGAGGGAACGGGACGCGGCGACGGACGCCAAGAAGGAGGGAGAGCCGCGGCGGCGCUACAAACCCCAGCACCGAGCGUCGGCGCCGGCUGAGCCCGACGCCUCGGCCGCCCACCAGCGACGGAUCGAAUCCCUGCAAGGGGAGGUCGAGACCCUCCGGUCCCGCCUCCAGGCGGCCGAGGCGGAGCGAGCCCCCCCGGCGCCGAACAGGCUCCUCCCGCUGCAGACCACGUCGCCCACGGCAACGUCGGGGGACGGACACCCGCCCCCACAGAAGCCCCCAGCAGCCCCGGCAGCCCCAACAGCCCCAGCCUCGGGGUUGGGGUCGAACAGGCGCAAGAGACGGCAGCGGUCGAAGCAGGAGCGCAAAGCCACCCACACCACCGCGGCCGCUCUGGCAGACGGCAGCGGCAGCAGCAGCGUCAGCAGGGAGGAGAGGCAAAGGGGGGAAGAGGAGGCGGAGAUGGAGAUGGAAGAGGAGGAGGUGGAGGAGGAGGAGCAACAGGAGCUCUCGCUGGCAGCGGCGGAGUUGGGGAGAGCUGCAGAGCCGGCGGUGGGAGCCGGGAUGCAGAGCGAGGCAGCGUCUCGCUCGACUCAGAGGCUCGGCGGCGAGGAGGACUCUGCGGACCGCUGCCAAGGAGACGCAGAGACCAGCAUCACCAAGCCGGUGGGGAGCCAGGCCGCGGUACCAGGGGAGCGGGCCGUCGGAAAGAGAGAGAGCAGCACGGCCCAACAUGCAGAGUGCAGGCUGCAGCUGGAGGCCCAGAGGGUCAGCCUGUCUCAGAUCCACGCCGCCCAGCUAGAACUGCUGGCAGAACAGACGUCCGCCCACACCAGCUCCCUGGAGACCGGGCCGGGCGGCCCCAGGGACCGGGCCGGACAGGACCUGGCCGCCCAGCGACCGGCCCUGAUGUCCCACCGGGAGGUGGAGGAGGGGGAGCGGGAGGUGGAGCGGGAGGUGGGGGAGGUGGGGCGCGAGAGGGAGGAGGCCCGGCGGCAGCGCCUCCUGCUGGAGGAGAGUCACCGCGAGGAGCUGCAGCGCCUGCACUCCCACUACACCCAGCUGGCCUCCGACGCGGAGGAGCGCCACGCCAUGCAGCUGGUGGUGCUGGAGCAGCGCCUGCACCAGCUCACCUCCACCCACAGCACCACCACCCGCCUCAGUGUCCAAUCAGUGAGCAGCUCUGAGAUACCGGAGCAACACGACGAAAUCAUACAGUUCCUCCUCUCUGAACACCAGCCCGGCACCGAGUUGGGGGCGGAGCCUGAGUCAGGGACGGAGUCAGAGUCCGUGAGGUCAUCGGGCCUGACCGCUCAGCUGCAGGCGCUGAGGAGGGCUCUCUACCACAAGUACCUCCAGGAGGUGGCCUCGCUGAAGGGGGAGCACCACUCCGAGCUGAGGAGACUCCGGGAGGAGCGAGCCGAGGAGUUGGGCAGGGGACAGAGGGAGAGAGGAGGAGGCGGAGGAGGAGGAGGAGGAGGAGGGAGGCCUGGUAGCGCACCAGGGGAAGGAGCAGGAGAAGCCGCAGCAGGGGGUCGAACCUUGCAGGAGGAGAAGAGAUACUGGGAGAGUGUGGAGGAGGAGGUGGCCAAGGUCAUAGUUCAGAUGUCGGUGGAGUUCGCCCAGCAGUCGGAGCUGGCACGCAUCAGCAAGCGGGGCCUCCAGAUCUCCUCCUCUAUGCAGACUCAACCCGAGGAGGAGUUGGAAGAGGAGGAGGAGGAGGAGGUGGAGGAGGAGGAGGAGGAGGAGGUGGAGGAGGAGAGGGACACCCAAAGGAGCGGUCCGAGGGUCCUGGACACCUCCUCCAUUCAGACCCGCCCCAAGAUUGAGAAGAAGAAGAAGAAGAAGAAGAAGGAGGUGAUGGAGGAGAGGGGGACCUCCUCCCUGAAGGAGGUGGAGGGCUGCGGGAAGCUGGAGACGGAGGUCAGGGAGCUGACCUCGGAGGUGGUUCGGCUGAAGGAACUGCUGAGGAACGCUGCGUGGGCAGUCCAGAAGACCGUCAAGAAGAAGAAGGAGAAAGAGGAGGAGGAGGAGGAUGGGGAAGAGAUGGGGAAGCCUGGAGGAGGGGACAUCGCCACACUUGAGUCCAGCGGUCUGGAAGAGGUCACCUCGGAAAGGAACCUGCUGCGGGAGCACAACUACCGGCUGCACCAGGUGCUGCAGGACGUCCUGAAGACCACGGCGGCCGCCGAGGAGACCAUGGGCCUCCACGUGGAGAGCCUGCGCCUGGCCUCGGCCGCCGACUCGCCGCCGCCGCCCAGCGACGCUGGCCUCCGGUCGGAGGCCUCCCUGGGGAGGCUCCACACAAAGCCCUUCAGCCUCUGUUCCGCAGGCAAGUCUGUCCAGGGUUUCUUGGUAGAGGAGCAGUCCUACUCCUACGAGUGGGAAAUGCUAACUAACGUGUGUGUCUAUUUUGUGUGUGUGUGUGUAAUCCCAGGUUCCGCGGCAGACAGCUUCCAGGGCAGUGAGUCGAGUGCGGAUGAGUCAUCCAUCGCCUGGUCCGGUGUGGCGGAGGCCGACGGAGGCCCAGGGGGGACUGUGGCCUCGGACGACCCGGCCCUCCUGUCCACGGGGGUCCUGAGCUUGCUGGAAGACCAAGAGUCCCUGCUGGGAGCCAGUAGCCGGCUCCAGAAGGCCCUGGAGCGAAUGCUGGUGGCCAUUGCAGAGAGCAGCGACCAGCUGGAGCACGCCCGGGUCACCCAGACGGAGCUGAUGCGCGAGUCCUUCCGCCACAACCAGGAGGUGGGGGAACUCCUUCAGCGGCAGGAGGAGCUCCAGGAGCGGCUGGCGGAGGAGGCGCGCGCCCGCGAGCAGCUGGCCCUCGAGCUGCACCGGGCCGAGGGUGUGAUUGAAGGCUACUCAGGUGAGCGGACUCUCCUGGAGGAGCAGGCCCGGCAGAAGGAGGAGCUACAGCUCAGCCUGGAGCAGGAGUUACAGGUGACGGCAAGCCGUCUCAACGAGCUGGAGCAGGAGCGGCUCCUCAUGCACCAGGAGAAGGAGCUGCUGGGCAGACAGCAGGACGCCAUGAGGGAGACGGCAGGGCCUCGCGAGCUCCGCCUAGUUGAUGCUGAAGUGGCCGCUGCACCUGAAGCAGACCUGCUGGAGGAGACGGAGAAGCUGAUGAAGGAGAAGGUGGAGGUGCAGCGGCAGGCGGAGAAGGACAGCUCGGACCUGGGCAAGCAGGUGAAGCAGCUGGAGGCGGAGCUGGAGGAGCAGGUGAACCGCUCCAUCGAGCUGGAGCAGGCGCAGCGCAACGAGAGCCGGGACCUCCGCCAGCAGAUCCAGUCCCUGGAGAAGCAGAUGGAGAACAACCGCAAGUUCCUGGCUGAGCAAGCGGUGGACCGGGAGCACGAGAGGGACGUCUUCCAGCAGGAGAUCCAGAAGCUGGAGGAGCAGCUGAGGAACCCCCAGAAGCUCCAGGGGGCCUCGGACCCCAGGGGCAAGGAGGUGGAGCGUCUGAGCAGCCAGCUCCAGGAGAAGGCUGACUGGUGCAGUGAGCUGCUGCUGGGCUCGGAGCAGCGGCAGCGCGAGCUGGACGACCGCGACCAGGAGAUCGACAAGCUGGAGGGACGCGUCCGCGAGCUGGAGCAGGCCCUGCUGGCCAGCGCCGAGUCCCUGGGGAAGGACGAAGAGAGGAAGCAGCAUGACGCUGCCUCUGAGGCCAGACACAACACUCUGGAAGCCCAGCUCCAGACGGAGAGAGAGGCUCUGGACCGCAAAGAGAAAGAGAUCUCUCACCUGGAGGAGCAGCUGGAGCAGUUCCGGGAGGAGCUGGAGAACAAGAGCGAGGAGGCGCAGCAGCUCCAGAUGCAGCUGGAGAUCCAGGAGAAGGAGCUGGGCAGCCAGCAGGAGCACCUGGAGACCAGGGAGAGCAUGCUCCAGGUAAUGGAGGAGAAGGACAGGCAAAUACUCGUUCUUAAUGAGAAACUCUCUAAGCGCCAACACACGGAGCCCGCGGCGUCCGCUACGAAGGACCUGGACCAGCGGGAGGACCUGAUCCGGGACCUGGAGUCCCAGGUGGAGUGCCUGAGGAGCGAGCAGGAGCGCCUGAAGAGAAACGGCGAGGAGGAGCUGGAGCAGCUCAACGCCGUCAUCGACAAGCUGCAGCAGGAGCUGGCCAACAUCGAGCAGAAGCUGCCCCCGCACCACGACGAGGAGGAGGAGGAGCUGGACACCCAGGCUCGGGUGCGGGGGGGCGACCUCGUCGCGGCGACCGGCGACGAACUCGGCCAGACGCAGCGGCGGCUGGACGUGGCCACGGGCGAGCUGGGCGCGCUCCGGGGCAAACACGGCGAGCUGUUUGAGACGUACCGCCGGCUGAAGGAGACGUCGGCCGCCCUGGCCCAGACGGAGGAGCAGGGCAGGGCGGAGGAGGAGGAGCGCUCGGAGGCCCGCCUGGAGGACGCCCUCCGGGAGACGGCCAGCCUGGUGGUCAUGCAGGCCCAGGUGCAGGCGCUGGAGCAGAGCGCCAGCUCCAGGGUGGACGAGCUGCGGCGCCGCGUCGAGGACCUGGAGCGCGCCGCAGAGGAGAAGGAGGCGGAGCUGGCCCGCGGGCGCCUGCUGGCCGAGACCCUCCGGGGGAAGGUCGACCACCUGGAGGACCGACUCCGGGAGACGGAGACGGAUGCGUCGGCGCUGACCGGCCAGGCCCAGCAUCGGGACUCCCUGCAGGGGGAGCCGCGAGGACAGACAGACCCCAAGCGGACUGAAGUGGAGGAGAGCCAGCCUCCAGGCCCGCGGUCAGACGCUCCUCCGACCCACGUCUUCCCGGACUUUGGUCUCCCGCAGCUGGACUCCUCCUCCUUCAGCAUGGUGGGCGGAGCCAGGGGGGCGGCGGGCGGCUCCGGGAGGGCGGGGCACCUGACGGAGAAGCUGCGGGAGCUGGAGGUGGGGCUCAGCGGCAUGCAGAAGGACCAGGAGCUGCAGAAGCAGCUGCUCUCCAGCUCCGAGGAGGAGGUGAUGGAGUACGAGAGGAGGCUGGCCGUGCUCAUGGACCUGCUGAACCAGAUGAGGAGCAAGGCUGGAGCCCACCACAAGACCUGGAAGCCCACUUCUGAGCCAUCUCCUGCAGCAGACCAACGGGAUGCGCGUGAAGCUCACCGGGAGUUACAGGAGGUCCGAGAUGAGGCCCUGGCCACCAAAGAACAGCUGGACCACUACAAACAGAGCUCUAGUCAACAUGAGGAGCAGCUAGCCGACCGCGAGCAGAGACACAGUCGACUCCAAGCAGAGUUGGACAAUUACAAGAAGAGCUCUGGUCAACUUGAAGGGCAGCUAGCUGACCACGAGCAGAGAUGCAGUAAACUCAUGGAAGAGUUGGACAAUUACAAGCAGAGCUCUGGUCAACUCAAACGGGAGCAAGGCGACCUCAAGGCGAGUUCUAGUCAACUCCAGGAGCAGUUAAAUGUCUCCAAGGAGAGCUCUAGGCAACUUGAAAAACAGCUAGCCGACUUCAAACAGACCACUAGUAAGCUCCAGGAGGAGCUGGAAAACUACAAGCAGAGCUCUACCCAACUCCAGGAGCAGGUUGACCAGUACAAACGGAGCUCUAGUGUACUCCAGGAGCAGGUUGACCAGUACAAACAGAGCUCUAGUGUACUCCAGGAGCAGGUUGACCAGUACAAACAGAGCUCUAGUGUACUCCAGGAGCAGGUUGACCAGUACAAACAGAGCUCUAGUGUACUCCAGGAGCAGGUUGACCAGUACAAACAGAGCUCUAGUGUACUCCAGGAGCAGGUUGACCAGUACAAACAGAGCUCUAGUGAACUUGAAGAACAGCUAGCUGACUACAAGCAGAGCUCUACCGAACUCCAGGAACAGGUUGACCAGUACAAACAGAGCUCUAGUCAACUUCAACAAGAACUAGACGACUCGAAGCAGAACAGUCGUAAACUUGAAGAACAGCUAGAAGUCUACAAGACGAGCUCUAGCAAACUCCAGGAGCAGCAAGACACCUCGAAGCAGAACAGCAGUCAACUCGAAGAACAGAUAGCCAACUUCAAAAAGAGCUCUAGUCAACUUCAGGAGCAGGUUGACCAGUACAAGCAGAGCUCUAGUCAACUUCAGGAGCAGGUUGACCAGUACAAGCAGAGCUCUAGUCAACUUCAGGAGCAGGUUGACCAGUACAAACAGAGCUCUAGUCAACUUCAACAAGAGCUAGAUGACUCCAAGCAGAGCUCUAGUCAGCUUCAGGAGCAGGUUGACCAGUACAAGCAGAGCUCUAGUCAGCUUCAGGAGCAGGUUGACCAGUACAAGCAGAGCUCUAGUCAACUUCAGGAGCAGGUUGACCGGUACAAGCAGAGCUCGAGUCAACUCGAAGUACAGCUAGCUGACUCAAAGCAGAGCUCUAGUCAACUCCAGCAGGAGCUGGAAUACAACAAGCAGAGCUCAAGUGAGCUACAGCAGCAGCAAGAUGACUCGAAGCAGAACAGUAGUCAACUCGAAAAACAGCUGGAAGAACUCAAGCAGAGCUCGAGUCAACUUCAGCAAGAGCUGGAUGACUCAAGGAAGAACAGUAGUCAACUCGAAAAUAAGCUAGCUGAUUACAAACAGAGCUCCAGUCAACUUCAGGAGCAGGUUGACCAGUACAAACAGAGCUCCAGUCAACUUCAGGAGCAGGUUGACCAGUACAAACAGAGCUCUAGUCAACUUCAACAAGAGCUAGAUGACUCCAAGCAGAGCUCUAGUCAGCUUCAGGAGCAGGUUGACCAGUACAAGCAGAGCUCUAGUCAACUUCAGGAGCAGGUUGACCGGUACAAGCAGAGCUCGAGUGAACUUGAAGUACAGCUAGCCGACUCCAAGCAAAACAGUAGUCAGCUCCAAAAGGAGCUGGAAAACCACAAGCAGAGCUCGAGUGAGCUACAGCAGCAGCAAGAUGACUCGAAGCAGAACAGUAGUCAACUCGAAGAACAAAUAGCUGAAUACAAGCAGAGCUCGAUUCGACUUCAGCAAGAACUAGAUGACUCGAAGCAGAACACCAGUCAACUUCAAGGACAACUAGAAGACAACAAGCAGAGUUUGAGUAAACUUCAGGAGCAGGUUGACCAGUACAAGCAGAGCUCUAGCCAACUCCAGCAAGAACUAGAUACCUCUAAGCAGAACAGUAGUCAACUUGAAAAACAGCUAGCUGACUAUAAGCAGAGCUCGAGUCAGCUUCAACAAGAACUAGACACCUCAAAGCAGAGCUGUAGUCAACUUGAAAAACAGCUAGCUGACUAUAAGCAGAGCUCGAGUCAGCUUAAACAAGAACUAGAAGCCUCUAAGCAGAACAGUAGUCAACUUGAAGAACAGCUAGAAGACCAGAAGCAGUGCUCUCGUCAACUCCAGCAAGAACUAGAAGCCUCUAAGCAGAACCGUAGUCAAUUAGAAAAACGGCUAGCUGACUAUAAGCAGAGUUCGAGUCAGCUUCAACAAGAACUAGACACCUCAAAGCAGAGCUGUAGUCAACUUGAAGAACAGCUAGAAGACCAGAAGCAGAGCUCUAGUCAACUUCAGAAGCAGCUUGAUGACAACAAGCAGAGCUCUAGUCAAAUUCAGGAAGAGUUGAAUGACUCCAAGCGGAGCUAUAGUAAACUCCAAGAGCAGCUUGAGGAGAAGACAUUGGCAAUAAGCAGGGUUGAAGAGCAAAUACAGAAGGCAUCGCCAGGAGUCGGUGAGGAGGCGGUUCAGCAGGGGUUGGACCUUCAGCUUCAGGAGGUGCAGAAGGAGGUGGUGGUGGUCAAGGAGGAGCUGGACUCCUGCAAGCAGAGCUCUGAUAGGCUACAGGAGCUGCUCCAGGAGAGGGAAAUGACUAUCGCUCACCUUAAAGGAGAACUCUACCGGGCCACCGCGAGCGCAGAAGGAGAAGGCGAGGAAGGAGGAUCCAGCGUCCCGGGGCUCCUCCAGCAGCUCCAGGAGGUCCAGACCCAGGCGGCCGCCACCAAAGAAGAGGUCGCCAGCUGCCGGCAGCGAGCGGACCAGCUCCAGGACGAGCUCGGGUCCCGCGACCUCGCCAUCGCCCAGCUCAAAGACGAGCUCCGGGAGCUGCAGGCGGCCUCGGCAGCGGCCAGCCUGUCCCCGGAGCCCCCCUCUCCCUCCCCGACGUCCCCUUCGCCCUCCCCUCAGCCGCCGCCGUCGUCCUCGUCCUCCUCCACCACCGCCGCGGCCGCCGCCGGCAGCCAGCCCAAGAGGAAAGCGGGCAAGUCGUUGUCCGGUAAGGGAAGCGGCAGCGCCAAAGACAAGGCGUCCUUAUCCCGGAAGAACUCUGCAGCGGCCGCACAGCAGGCCUCGGAGAAGACCCAGAGCCCAGGGGGCCCCGGGGCCGAACGCCGGCCCCAGCAGGAGCAGCGCCGGCAGGUGUCCGUCGCCGACUCCUCCACGCAGACCCACCAAGACCUCCAGACGACCGCCACCAAGCCCACAGGGGUGGGCGCGGGGACCCUGAGUCCAUCUGCUGCGGCCCAGAAGAAGGAGGAGGAGGAGGAAGUGGUGGUGGCGGAGGUGAUCGGGGAGUUCCAGGAGAAGAUCGUCCAGAUGCAGGAGCUCCACGCCGCCGAGAUCCUGGACAUGGAGGCGCGGCACAUCGCCGAGAGCGAGGGCCUGCGCCUGGACACCCUGGCCCUGGAGAACGAGUGCAAGGCCCUGAAGGCCGUCGUCGACAAGCUGCGCUCCGGGGAGGCCUCGUCAGCCCGAACAGACCGGCCUGCGUCGCUGCAGUUCAGGGACGGAUACACCAGCGACAGCAGCUCAGACUACAGCCAGCGGACGGGCUACGACCCCCCCAGCCUGCAGCAGGAGUUCAGGACCACCCCGGAGGGUGCCAGGCGGGACGGGGAAGACCCACUCCCUGACAAGAUCAAGACCCUGCUGAGAGAGGUGCACCAGGAGGGCAUGCAGGUCCUGUCCCUGUCAGAGUUCCCCCUGACGGAGGACCAGGCCGGGGGAUCAGGAGGUCCAGGGUGGGGCCAGACCCCCAGCCCAGGCUGGCCCAGGGAGAGGCAGGCCCUGCUGGACACCGUGCAGUCCCUGAAGACCCUGGUCACCCAGAUGCAGACAAGCAGGGGGACACAGACCCCCGGAGGAGCGGACUGGCGUGGGGAGCUGCUGGGCGCAGUGCAGCAGGUGCUGAUGGGGGAGCGUGGCGUGCUGAAGAGCGCCCUCUACAGCCAGCUGGACCAGCUGGACAGCAGCGACGCCAUCGUCCACCUCAACCAGCUGGAGCAGAGGCUGGCCCAGCAGGAGGUCCACCACAGAGAGGCCAUGGGUUCUCUCCAAACCGCUGACCGCUCCAGUCUCCUCUCUGAGGUCCAGCAGCUCAGAGCCACCAUGGAGCAGCUCCACCCAGGCGUCCAGCCGGCCUCGUCCCCGGGGCCAGAGGCUGAGGGCGGGGCCCAGAGAGGGAGUGUGGGCCCUGGGUCCGGAGCCCCCGGCGACAGGGUCCUGCUGGAGGAGCUGAAGGGGGAGCUGUCCCAGACCAAGCUGGAGCUGGAGACCACGCUGAAGGCCCAGCACAAGCACCUGAAGGAGCUGGACGCACUCAGGAAGGAGGUGUCUGAGCGGGCGGCGGAGCUGGAGGCGCUGACGGACCAGCUGUCUGAGGAGUGCAGGAGGACCAGGGAGCUGCAGUGGGUCCUGGAGAAGGAGAGGAACCGCACCGGCAGGAGUGAGGAGAGCCAGCAGGAGGAGCUGGAGGACCUGCGGGUGUCGGCGGAGGAGCAGCGGAGCCGGGCGGCCCAGCUGGCCUCCUCCCUGGAGGAGGAGCGCCGCGCCUCCUCCCAGCGGAGCCUCCAGGCCCAGCAGGCCCAGCUGGCCCUGCAGAGCCGGCUCCAGGAGCUCCAGGUGAGGCUGGACACCCAGCAGGCCACGGCCCGCGAGAUGAGCAGCGCCCUGGGCAGGGAGCGGCAGCUGAGGACGGGGGCCGGCGGGGCGGAGCAGGAGCAGCAGGAGGAGGAGGAGGAGGAGGGGGAGGGAGGAGAGAGGAGCGUGCUCAAGAGGCUGCAGCGGGACCUGGAUGAGAAGCACGCACAGGUGGUGCGCCUCCUCGGGGAGCUGGAGGCCCAGCGGCUGGAGGCGGUGCGGCAGCAGGAGGAGGUGCAGCGGGGCGGGCAGCGCGCCCAGAGGGACCAGGAGGCCCUGGAGGAGGCCCGCGGCCAGCUGGCGCUGCUGGAGCAGCGGGCGGGGGACGCCCAGCAGCAGCUGGAGAGAGAGGCCCAGAGGAGGAGGGCCCUGGAGCAGGAGAAGGAGGCGCUGGAGGAGAGGCUGGCGGAGGUGGGCCAGCGGCUGGCGGGCGGAGCAGGCGGAGCAGCGACGCGCUCGCACGAGCCACAAGACCCUGCCCGCGACACACCCGCCGAGCGCACCACAGACCGGCUGCACCACCCGGAGACCUCCACCACCACCACCACCUCCACCACCCAUGGGCACGCAGGCCCCGGCCCCUACUCUGACGGCACCGGGGGGGUCCAGCCUGGACCACCGGGAGCAUGGCGCUCCGGCGACCACAUCCUGGGCAAGCUGAGCCUCACCGCCUCCAAGAUCCGCGCCAUGGCCGGCAGGAACACCGACAGUCUGACCACGGAGGUGGAGAAGGAGGAGCUGUCCUGGAUCCAGACCAACCUGGACGAGGUCAUCAGUAUGUUACAGCAGUCCCCCGGUCUUCCCGCGCUCUCAGAGCACCAGAGUCUGGCUCCGAUGGCAGGAAGUUCCCUGGGCAGCAGCUCGUCCAACUUCCUGUCGGAGCGCCUUCUGCGUCAGAACGCCGAGCUGACGGGCUUCGUGAGCCGGCUGACGGAGGAGAAGAGCGACCUGAGGAACCAGACGCUGCGUCUGGAGGACGAGCUGCGGAGGCACCGCCACGCCGGAGCCCUGUCGGCAGACACGACUGGGACCAGGGGCGCCCCCACCAGGAGCGACUGGGCGGUGUCCAGCGCGCUGCUGUCCCAGGAGCGGGAGGCGUGGUCGCGGGAGCGCUCCCGUCUGGAGAAGGCCCUGCAGCAGGCCCAGGCCCAGACGGGACGGCUGAGGGGGGAGGUCCGCAGCGAGGCCCUCAGCGACGUCACGGGGCCCGACCUGGACAACGCCGCCCUCAAGAGGAUAUAUGGGAAGUACCUGCGGUCGGAGAGCUUCCGCAAGGCGCUGGUCUACCAGAAGAAGUACCUGCUGCUGCUGCUGGGGGGCUUCCAGGAGUGUGAGGAGGCCACCCUGGCCCUCAUCACCAGGAUGGGGGGCCGUCCCGCCAUCUGCGGCCCGGACUCGGUCGCACUGCGCCGCCGCCGCGGCCUCACGCGCUUCCGCUCGGCCGUGCGCGUCUCCAUCGCCCUCUCCAGGAUGCGCUUCCUGGUGCGGCGAUGGCACAAGGCCACCGGCGUCAGAAGCCCGAGCCCCAGCUCCGGUGCGGGCAAGACACACGCCAUAGGGAUGGAGGUGAAGGCCUUCCUCCACCCGGGGAGCGUGGAGGUGUACCGGGAGAGAGGAGGAGAACGAGGAGGUGGUGGAGGAGGGAGCACCAGCAGUCGGGGACGCAGCGGACGGGAUUCCCCCAGAUCCGCCGUCUCCAACACCACCCACAGGUACCAUGUAGGCGGGGACGGUGGCUCUCUGACGUGCUCCCACCUCCUGAACUACGACCCCGACCGCGCCCUCACCGACUACAUCUCCCGGCUGGAGGCCCUGCAGAGGAGGCUGGGCAGCGUCACCUCAGGUUCAUCUUCCUACGCCCCAUUGCACUUUGGUCUGAGGAGAUGAGGAGGCUGAGGCGUUGCCGUGGAAACUGGCUUGAAGAAUUCUCUGUGGCCUUCCUCUCGUGCGGAGCAGCGUGCGCUAUUUUAUUUUCACGGACGCUACAUUCCAUAUGGACCAAAACUCUUGUCGUGUUUUGGUGUCGGUGUGCUUAUCUGGCUAUUUAUUUAUUUUUUAUUUUUACUUUGUGUGCGUGCGUUUGAUUUGUCUCCAGCACACGAUGGUAAAAACAGCUUUUGUUUAUCAUUUUUCAAUCUGCCUCUCUUUAGUUUUGAAUGGAACUUAAAUCGUGUAUAUUGGUCUUAUUGCUAAUUUAAAACUCUCGAUUAAUUUAUGAAAUUGUAUGUUGUCGUUGUUGUUGUUUCUCUGUUCGGACGACUUUGAAGAUGACUGUGGAGAGAGUUUGAGGGGUAGGAGGAGGCUGCUACUGGAUAUUAAUACACUACACUGUGUUUUGUUAAGGCCGCUUUAACGGACGGACUGCAGACGACAUUUGUAGAGAGUGUAUUUUUGUAAAGGGUAGGUGCUUUUGAAUUUCCUGGGUAUUUUGUCAAGAACUGAAAUAAAGAUGAUAUUUGAAAUAA